This is a messenger RNA of Penicillium bovifimosum, 4491 nucleotides long. RefSeq lists its product as uncharacterized. NCBI's taxonomy places the organism in Eukaryota, Fungi, Ascomycota, Eurotiomycetes, Eurotiales, Aspergillaceae. The record is from RefSeq and is a predicted model, not a curated record. The coding region runs from base 1 to 4491 and encodes 1496 amino acids. The transcript is spliced from 5 exons.
AUGCGCUGGCAGUCACUGCUUACCCUAAUCGCGUCCCUGUUCCUCUUAGCAGGGACAUUGGCAGCACCAGCUUCAAUCCCGGGACGAAGCGAUAAAGUUGCCAACCUCGAGGCCAGACAGGAACCUGAUCCUACAACGAAUAACAAACACAAACCCAGCGAGGCUUCGCCAACAGAGACAGAAAAGGAUGUGUCGAAGACGGCUACAGACGCGUCAACGACAGCAGAAGCUACAACAACGGGAAACACAGCUUCGACCACAGCUUUGACGACCGCUACAACACAUGCCACGGCAACUGAUACGGCUGCUGCAGCCAGCUCAACAAUCCCUUCCCUCGAUGGAGCAACAACCUCUUCUCAGAAGCAAGCAGCAGACUCAAGGCGACCAACAUAUUCCGGUGGUCUGCCCAUCAAACCGACAAUUACCCCAGCAUGGGGCGUGGGGGGAUUUAUACUUCUGGCUCUGGGAGCUGUUCUGGCGUUUAUCGGUGUUCGCAAACAAUGGGUCCAAAUCUUCCUCUCAACGGGAUUGCUCAGUGCAUUGGGAGUUACCGUGCUGAUUAUCUAUCUCAUGAGUCCACCGGUCAGCAAUGCAGUACAGGGUGGCUAUCUAGUCGCUGUCUUCUUCACCGGUGCCGUCUUCGGGGCUCUAUCUCUCGUCUUCAGAGAAAUUUGCGAGGGAUUAGGUUGUCUGCUGGGCGGAUUCUGCUUGAGCAUGUGGUUUCUCGCAUUGAAAUCCGGCGGACUUCUUACUGAGAACGGCCCCAAGGCCGGCAUGAUCAUUGCGUUUACCGUGGGAUUCUACUCGUUGUCGUUUAGCCAUUAUACAAGGGCGUAUGGGUUGAUCGGGUGCACAUCCUUUUCUGGUGCGACAGCCUUGGUCCUCGGAGUCGACUGCUACAGCAGAGCUGGACUGAAAGAGUUCUGGUUGUAUAUCUGGGGAUUGAACGACAAUGCUUUCCCGCUCAGAACGGAUACUUAUCCUGUCACACGCGGUAUCCGCGUUGAGCUUGCGGCGACUAUCAUGGUUGCUGUUCUGGGCGUGAUCUCUCAGAUGAGACUCUGGAAUGUUAUCAAAGAGCGCAGAGCGAAGGAGGAGAAUUCCCGCCUGGAGCUCGAAAGGAAGAUCGAAGAGGAGGAUGCUGAGGUCGGUCGGCGUCUGGAGGAAAAGAACAUCCAAGAACGCGCCGAGUGGGAACUCAUGUACGGUGGCGGAAAAGCAACCUCGGUUUCGGAGACUGCGGUUGGAGAUUCGCGCCGUGGCUCGGAUGGAUUCACCUCCUCGGACAACGAAAAGGAGCUGGAGGGCGAUGUCGAGCUCCAGGAGAUGCAGAGCCCAGAUAUCUCGGAUUGCGAGAAGAGAGAGCUAGGAGAAAAUGAUAAUCGAGGACUGGAGGCUGUUCCGGAAGAGGAUGUAUCCCAGAAUGAUCAGUCGGGAGAACCAAGCCAGGACCAGCGAUCCCAGAAGGAGGGGCACCGGGAAGAAAAGAUGCCGAGACCUGUAACCCCUGUUGUCACUCAUGUUCUCGGCGAGGUGAACGAUGACUCCUCAGAAAUCGGUGCUGAUAUCGGCUCAGAGGUUGGAACACCGCGCUCAAACCGUCUAUCUGGCAGAGGAAUCUUGAACAGACUGUCAUGGCGUAAUAGCAACGGGGUGGUACUCUCUUCGCAGUCCCAAGAGGCUCUGGUGGCUCGCGAUGACAACUCUUCCGUGCUGGGCGUUGUGGACGAUCUGCAUGAGAUGAGUGUUGGAUGUCCGAGUGUUAUUGCGGAUACUGAGGUAACGGAGCAAGAACUCACUUCUCCGGAAGCUGUUGUGGACUUCAAGGACGGUGUCGACUCACAAGCUGUCCAAAAGGCUGAGGUCGAUUGCAACGCAACCACAGCCCAACAACAUGCCGAGGAAGUCAGCACCGAGCAACAUUCUGCCAGUCGGACUGUUGAACACACAUCUUCCCCUGAAAAAGCCGUCCUUGUCGAUAGGGCUUUAGAGGAGUCUAAAGCUCCUGAGCCCACAACCCAAUUGCCAUCAUCGGAGAAUGAUGAAAAGGUCGAGAGUGUGAAGCAGGUCAGCGAAGACCUACCUACCACUGCUGAAACCACCAAAACAGAGUCCAUUACCGAGCCAAAGCUUGAUACUACGCCAGAGCCCUUGGUUGAGCAGACGCAGUCAAAGCCAGAACCAGAGACCAAGGUGAUCAAGAGACUUGAUGCCUCAGCCAUCAAAAGCCUCCCCGAGCAAACUUCACGAAUGAUCCAUUCUUACCGCACGAAUGAAUGGGCAAAACACCUCGCAAAUGCCGACACUCCUGAGAUGGAGCCAAUCUUCGACGAACCUGAACCCGAAGCAGAAGACUUGGAAGUUCACGAGACCCCCGCCGUUGUGGAUGUAGAUGGGCUCCUCCAAACUCCUCUGACUGCCCAACCGCCGCCAGUCAUAAACAGGCCAGAGGUAUACGAAGUGGACAGUCAACAAUUCGCCUACGUUCAAUCAGCACCCCCGCCAGAUAUUCCUCGUCCGAAGACACGAAACACGGUGCACGGCCUCAUCACAACAAAGCCCUCUGUAUCUCGCAACAAUUCGACCGCUUCAGUCAACAUGGUCCGGUCGUCUUCUGGCCUGAUUUCUGCAAUGCAACAGCCAGGAUUGACAUCGCAGCGCAGCACCUCAACUCCCCUGUUGACAAUUACAACUGUCAACAAUGAAGAACCAGGGCCAUCACCACGCUGGAGCGGACCACCUCCCCUUCUAGCAGUGCGCGAAAACAGAAUACGAAACCGCCUCUCCUCAACAUCCAACCGGUACGACCCCUGGGCCUCACGUAACCAAUCCCGCCAGUCACUACCGGAGAUCCCCCCCAUCGUUUCCCCCAUAUCACCACCUCUAUCCGUACCCGAGGAGAGGGAUGAGCACCAACCCACGGACGAAGAUGACAUCCCGCUGUCCAAGCGCCGCGCCCUGCUACAGCGCCAGACAAUGGAGUCUCCCUCCGCAGCAAGCCUCCACAGUCUCGAGGGCGCCCAUUCCCCCGUGGUGUAUCCUGCACCAGCUCACGCCGGCGAGCUCAAUCGAUCUGCCUCGAGAAUGGCCGCAUGGCGACAGUCUGUACGCGAGGAACUCUACCCAAAGCGGGAUUCCCUGGCCCUACAGUCCCCGCCGCUUAGCCCUAAUGCUGAGCGUCCACGCACAUGGGGCUCGGUGCAGCAGAUGCGCGAGGCUUCGUCUGCCCAGCUGGGCAAUGCUAUUGCGGAGGGCAUGCAGCGAGGCAAUAUGACGGAUCUUCAUCGGCAGGCUAUGCGACGAAUGCAAGCCUCGGCGAAUCGACUACUACCUCUAUCGAGGGAGGCAGAACCAAGUCGACAGACCCAAGACUCUCUUCCGCGGUCACCCACCCACGCCCCCGUGGAGUCAACACCGUUCUUCGUUCGCGCGCAGCGGCGACAGUGCGUCCCCCUCUCAGGCCCGCCGUCGCUCCUCCGCCCACCAGCCGUCCGACUCGUCAACCCGGUCAACUACGUCCCCCGAAUAACCCCCAUAACGGUCCUCCCCCAACAUUCCGACGAAAGCCUCGCCCUCACCCGCACCCACUCCCGCGACGCGCACCCUCUCCUCAGCAUCCCCGAGCGACGCCGCAGUCGCCUAACCCCAACAACCCCAAGCAGCCUCCACGUCGAGCGCAGUCAGGGGGAGACCGAAAGCGGCCGCACAAGCAUAGCCCUGCCCCGCCACCACCGGCGCAGCGAACCCUACUCGCCGACGGAAGAAAUGGCAGCCGCGUUUGCCGGCAGCGCUGCACGCGAAACCGAGAACCUGCGUCCUCCCGAGGCGGUGCAUCUUAGCCAGGAUGGGACGAGACAGAAUGACCGUCCCAGACACGCUCAGUCGCAGACUUCCCUCCGCUCCCAGUCGCAGAUUGCGGCUAUCCCGUCGAAUACGGGGCAGGCGGCUGAUGUUGCGGAGGAGCUGGCUUGGGGCCCGGCGCACCCUUGCUUCCCUCAUGUCAACCCGCAUGUGCCUAUUGGAUCGCGGGAGCAUAUGACGACGCGGAUUAUUCGAAUCAAGCGGGAUUGGAUGAUUAAGGGGGAUUUGGCGCCGACGUUUUCGAAUCUGUAUCCUGAGAUUCUGGAUCCGUUGUUGUCUGAACAGGAGUUCCGGAGGGUUAUUUCUACUGUCAAUGAGGGGAUUAUCAAGGCUUUUGACCCAUUCAGCUUACGCAAUUGGUUCGAUGGGGCCAUGGGGUUGUUGACUGGUUGGGUAUGGGAUGAUAUCAAUGCCCCUGCGACCAAGCACCAGCUACAAAAGGUGGAGGAUUGGUUGGAGAAUUGGAAUCGCGAGGUUGGCGACAAAGAAGGUGUUCAUAUCUGGAGUUUGAGGCGGACUGCGUAUAUGUCGCUUGAUAUUCAGAUUCCAGAUCCCAAGGUGGGUAUCGUACCUAGUGAAGCACCUUCGGCUCCCAAUACUCGGCCAAGUACUGGCAUUGGUGGAGGAUGA